AUGAAGGAUGAUAACAGGGCAAGAGUAAAAUGGGAUGAGGAUAAUCUGGGGGAAAUCGAAGCAAACAAGCCUGUGAGGCAGAAAAUCACUGAACCCAAGACCCCGUAUCACCCAAUGAUUGAUGUUGAUGAUGAUUCUCUGUCUCCAAGGAGGAGUGUCUUUAACGAGGUUGUUGAGGAUGCAAUGAGUGCAGAAGAACUGCGAAAUGCAUUGGAUAGCAUGGCUUCCUCAAGUAGAAACACACGAUCUAGUGGCUGGACAUCAUCUGACGAUGAGGUUGAUCGUAUGGAACAAGAUGAAGAAGAUUCUGAAACAGAUAGGAGUUCAAGUUUUAGGGAGCUCAGACGAGCACAUUAUGACGAGUUCCUGAAAGUGAAACAACUAAGGCGGGAGGGUUCUUUCUUAGAGGAUGAAGAUGAUGAAGAAAAUGGUGAUGAGAAGGAGAGCACUUCAUCAUUAACCGCGGGUGUGAGAGAUAUAGAGAUUGAAGAAGGUAUAGAGAUUGAAGAAGGUACUGAAACUUCCCAUCAAAAUUCUUCAACUCCAGUUAAUGGGGCUCAGAGGCCAUAA
This is a messenger RNA of Dovyalis caffra, 570 nucleotides long. The record is from the annotation of a GenBank genome assembly. NCBI's taxonomy places the organism in Eukaryota, Viridiplantae, Streptophyta, Magnoliopsida, Malpighiales, Salicaceae.